UUUAUGAGCUCCUUUGCCUGUGUCACUUGUGUCAUAUAAAAUGUAGAUAAUUAGUGUGUGUAUGUGACUUAAAUUUUUGCGUGUAAAUGUGAAGAAACAAAAUGGGAUAUCUGCGACAGUAUCAAGUUACAUUGGCAUGUUCUCUCGGCAACUUCAUCAUAGGCAUUAUUUUUGUCUGGCCAUCUUAUACUUUAAAACUUUAUAAAUCUGCUAAUACAACCUUGCUGGAUGAACCGCUGUCAGACAUGCAGAGUGCGCUGGUGGGCAGUUUACCAAGCCUAGGGGCUAUGGUCAGUACCAUGUUUGCUGGGUUCAUGCUGAACACUCUUGGAAGGCAGAAAGUUAGCUUGUGCGUUGCUAUGCUCUUCUUGCUGUCGUGGUUAUUGAUCGACCUCAGUUCAUCGGCUACAUUGCUACUCCUGUGCAGAUUUCUAUCAGGACUGGCAUGUGGAGUAUGUUUUGUCCUAGCUCCUGUAUUCAUAUCCGAAAUCGCUGAUCAAUCGAUUCGGGGAUUGCUCGCUGCUGCACCUACGGCAUUCUACUGUUUCGGCGUGUUAAUGUCAUUUGUGAUGGGCUGGACGCUGACUUUCAAGUAUAUAAUUUGGACAAAUAUAUUCAUCUGUGUGCUGUAUGCGGCUUUAAUAUUAUCAGUGAAAGAAAGCCCCGUGUUUUUGCUGAUGAAAAAUAAAGAAGAUGAAGCAAGGAAGUCUAUUGCAUAUUACAAAGGAAUGUCCGUAGACUCAAAACCAGUGCUGGCAGAAUUAUCAAGAUUAAAACAACAAUUGAUGCCAGCCUUUGAGCUUAUGACUGUAACAGCUGAUGGGAAAAUAGAUGAAGCCGAAAAGGAAAAGCUCAAUCCAGACCACGUCGAUAUUAACACAGAGAAAAUGCCGCCCUUCAAGAUGUUGAUAUUUUCGGCGACAUCAAGACGUGCGUUGACCGUUGUGGCAAUCACAAUAUCAUUUCAAGUUAUGAUGGGCAUGGUGGCCGUCCAGGUGUACGCGGCGGAAAUCUUUCAGCGUGCAGCUCCAAAGCUUUCUUCGGACAUGUGCUCUGUCCUCUUCGCUCUUGUACUGUUGUCCGGUUGUCUCUCUUGCGCGUUCUUUUCUGAUAAAUUUGGAAGAAAGCCCCUCAUCAUUGGAUCUUCCGUGGGCGUGACGCUGUGCCUCCUUAGCAUGGCCUACUUGAUGCAAACUAAUAUCGGACCAGCUUGGGUGAUCGCUGUAUUGAUCCUGAUCUACUGUUUCUCAUUCAUGUUUGGAGCUGGAUCGGUGCCUUAUGUACUGUUGGCCGAGGUCUUUUUACCAGAGGUUCAAAACUUGGCAUCAAUGCUCCUACUGGAACUUGUCUGGCUUCUCAACUUCAGUCUGGUUGGAGUUUUCCCCUUCAUGAUCAAGUUCUUAGGCGUCCACGGGUCAUUCUACUUCUUUGCCGUAUUUGGAGUAUUGGACGUCCUGGCUGGAAUAUUUUUGGUCCCCGAGACAAAAGGACUAUCGCGAGAACAAAUACAGGAGGCUUUGCAGGGGAGAAGAAAAACGUAAUUUAUGGAUUUUCUACCCUAGUUGGGUUUGUGACUUUUUAAAUUCGAUUUUUUACUAGAGGAAUACUUCCGAACUAUUACGAGUCAUAACAAUAGCUCAUCAAACACAAAAAACCUCUACAAUAUAAGAUAAAUAAUAUUAAUAAUAAUUUAUUAAUUGCAAGAAAAUGGUACAAAAUAUUAAAGUGGUACGAUUGUACGUCGAAAGACGUACGAUUGUACGUAUCGUCGUAUGUUCUGCCGCACAGAGUGGCGCGCAAAUUUAUUUUAAUUAACAUUUUACAUUAUUAGUUACAGUCAAUUCUUAUGUUAUCUGUAUCGUAUAUAUCAUACUUUAUUAAAGUAGAAGUAAUGAAUACGGAGUUAGAUUAUAUUUAUACAAUCGUGAUCAACUUAUUUUAUAUAAGAAUUUACAAUUGAACCCACAAUUAUUUAUAUCGUACCUUUAAAAAUAAAUAGUAUUUAUGGUUUUAACUGUGUGCCUUAUAUUUAAGGAUAUUGUAAUAAUACUUUGAAUAAAGUUACCUUUUGUAAAAUAAAAAUUAUGUCUUCUCUUAUUGGCGUAUUUCAAACAUCUUUAGUCUUAGUAUUAGCUCUAUUUUAAUAUUAACAUAUGUUUCUUACUAUCAAAUUGUGUUUACGCUUUUAUAAUAAGAGACAGGAAUUAUUUUUAGACGUUAAUAUUAUGUUACUUGAAAGCAUGUUGCAAUUACAAUGUCAAUCCUUAAGCGGGCAACGCAUCGGCGAUCCUCUGGCGAUAUGAAUUAACAUCAGGUUCGCCUCUAAUCUUUAUGCCCCAUUCUAUAGAAAAAAAUGUUUUGUCUCACAGUACAAUAUGUUAUAAUAUUUAAGAUAGUAGAUUACAUAUAAUAUUUAUAGUAUAGAAAAGAAAUACAGACAAAUUAUCUAAAUUGACAUUAACUGCCAGUUCUUAACGGCGUAUAAAGGAACGGCAAAAGAACUGGGAAUUAAUCACUGAUUGUGUUCCUGAAUCAGUCUAUUGCUUUUUUGUACGUCCAUUGCAGCAGUUGAAAAAAUGCUUUUAUUACCCAUAGUUUUUAGUAGUUAAGACUUUUUAGAUUAAAUUUUGCAUUUAUAUUCGAUAUUUUAGAAUGAGUUGUGAAAAAAAGGCGUUUCCUUACACCUUUUUUAGAUGAUUAGAAAAGCUACGCCAAAUAAAGAUAAUUAUAACCA
Messenger RNA from Pieris rapae (cabbage white), 2734 nucleotides. Its product is annotated as facilitated trehalose transporter Tret1-like. Gene Ontology annotation, cellular component: membrane. The record is from RefSeq and is a predicted model, not a curated record. The coding region runs from base 102 to 1541 and encodes 479 amino acids. The transcript is spliced from 11 exons. Gene Ontology annotation, biological process: transmembrane transport. NCBI's taxonomy places the organism in Eukaryota, Metazoa, Arthropoda, Insecta, Lepidoptera, Pieridae. Gene Ontology annotation, molecular function: transmembrane transporter activity.